UCCCUUUCUUCCCUUGCUUCCCGUCGCGUUGUUCAACGUUCAAACCGUCCCUUUGUCGCCCAGUCGCCAUUGACGACCACCUCCACCUCCCCCACCCUUAAAUUCCUCCUCUCCCCGCGUCCUCCUCCCAUUCCACGCCUCAUUCCCUCCAGCUUCACCGAAUCAGCAACGCGCCUGGAAGAUCUCCAAGACACCAUCUUUGAAUCCCGGAACCGCGUCCAAAAAAAAAAAAAAAAACAAGGGCCGGAGCCAGGAAUCCGAGCAACGAGCCUGCGGGUCAAGAAAUCCAAGAAUUUCCUCGAAGAAUCUCGAGGCAAGAGUCCGGUGGGAUUAGGGAGUGGGCCGGUCAAGAUGGUGAGGCUGCCGUACACGACGGCGCUGACGACGCUGUUCAGCUACGGGCUGCUCUUUGCGUUCGGCCAGCUCAGGGAUUUCUUCCGCAAGCUCGUCGACUGGUUCAAGGCCAAGAACGUCAAGGGGUACGCGCCGAUCUGCCUGGGCCUGGAGGAUUUCUACGUGCGCCGGCUUUACCUGCGGAUCCAGGACUGCUUUGGCAGACCGAUUGCUAGUGCACCAGAUUCUUGGUUUGAUGUUGUUGAGCGCUACUCAAAUGACAAUAACAAGACAUUACAACGGACCUCGAAUACCACUAGAUGCCUCAACCUAGGAUCCUACAACUACCUUGGAUUUGCUGCUGCAGAUGAGUACUGCACUCCACGUGUUAUUGAGUCUCUCAAGAAAUACUCACCAAGCACCUGCAGUGUUCGUGUUGAUGGAGGCACAACCAAACUUCACACCGAGCUGGAGGAGUUAGCUGCACGCUUUGUUGGAAAGCCUGCAGCUAUUCUAUUUGGCAUGGGUUAUGUUACAAACUCCGCUAUCAUUCCCUGCCUAAUUGGAAAGGGGGGGCUGAUAAUUAGUGACUCACUGAACCAUAAUUCAAUUGUCAAUGGCGCAAGAGGAUCUGGUGCAACUGUGCGGGUUUUCCAGCAUAACUCCCCUGCCCAUUUGGAAGAUGUCCUGAGAGAGCAGAUAGCAGGUGGUCAGCCAAGGACACACAGACCAUGGAAGAAGAUCAUUGUCAUUGUUGAGGGUAUCUACAGCAUGGAAGGGGAGCUGUGCAAACUCCCUGAGAUUAUAGCUGUCUGCAAGAAAUACAAGGCUUACACAUAUCUGGAUGAGGCCCAUAGCAUCGGUGCUGUUGGGCAGUCUGGACGAGGUGUUUGUGAGCUCCUAGGGGUUGACCCAGCUGAUGUAGAUAUAAUGAUGGGUACUUUCACAAAGUCUUUUGGAUCAUGUGGUGGAUAUAUUGCUGCAUCAAAGGAGAUAAUUCAGCACCUGAAGCAUAGUUGCCCGGCCCAUCUCUAUGCUACUUCCAUGUCACCGCCAGCAGUGCAACAAGUUAUUUCUGCAAUUAAAGUGAUCCUUGGAGAGGAUGGCUCCAACAGAGGUGCCCAGAAACUUGCACGCAUCCGUGAGAACAGUAAUUUCUUCAGGUCCGAGCUCAAGAAGAUGGGUUUUGAGGUUCUUGGCGACAAUGAUUCUCCUGUUAUGCCUAUAAUGUUGUACAAUCCGGCUAAGAUCCCAGCAUUUUCUAGGGAGUGCCUUAGACAAAAGGUUGCUGUUGUUACUGUGGCAUUUCCUGCCACACCUCUCCUUCUUGCAAGAGCACGUAUCUGCAUUUCUGCUUCACACACCAGGGAGGACCUCAUGAAAGCACUUGAUGUUAUCAGCAGAGUUGGUGAUCUUGUGGGCAUCAAAUACUUCCCCACAGAACCACCAAAGAUUGCUGAAGCGGGUCAUCACAAGCUGGAGUAAGGAUGAACUCUGAUUUACCCCAUAAACGACUCUAGUUUUUGGAACCCCUAGUGGGGGAUUAUGAAAAAAAUCAUUAUUGAAACAAGCGCAUCUUGAGCAAUUUCAUAGCGUCAGUUUCAUAGCGUCGAUUUGGGAUUUUGUUGAUACAUGAGAAUCCAGAGUCCAUCUUGUUAGCUGACUGUUGUUUGUUGAUUGUACAACUAUCAUUCCAAAUGUGUAUAGCUGGUCCAAGUUCAGUUGUUUUAUUAACCCUUUCUUCUUAUCUAAUACAAGAUAGGUGCAAUAUAAUUUGUCAGAUAA
This is a messenger RNA of Phragmites australis (common reed), 2118 nucleotides long. RefSeq names its product long chain base biosynthesis protein 2a-like. The transcript has 12 exons. Gene Ontology annotation, molecular function: serine C-palmitoyltransferase activity; pyridoxal phosphate binding. Gene Ontology annotation, biological process: sphingosine biosynthetic process; ceramide biosynthetic process. Lineage: Eukaryota; Viridiplantae; Streptophyta; Magnoliopsida; Poales; Poaceae. Bases 352 to 1818 code for a protein of 488 amino acids. The record is from RefSeq and is a predicted model, not a curated record. Gene Ontology annotation, cellular component: serine palmitoyltransferase complex.